AUGACGCCACAUCCACAGCAGGCUGCACUGGAACACUCCCUUCGUGAUCCGGAGGGGUUUUGGUCUAAUCCGGCGGAGCGGCUCCACUGGCACCACAAACCGUCUAAAGCUUUGACGCGACAAUCCAAGACCUUACCCAGCGGGGUUCAGCACGAGCAUUGGUCAUGGUUCGCCGAUGGAGAAAUCUCCACUACCUACAAUUGCGUAGACCGUCAUGUGAGCAAUGGCCUUGGAGACCAAGUAGCGAUCAUUUGGGAGUCCCCCGUCACGCAAACGACGGAGAAAUUUACAUACAGCCAACUACUGGAUGAAGUUGAGGUUCUUGCGGGGGUAUUGCGCGAGGAGGGGGUCCGCCAAGGCGACGUGGUGAUCAUCUACAUGCCGAUGAUCCCUGCCGCGCUCAUUGCUGCGCUUGCAAUUACCCGGCUGGGCGCCAUCCACGCAGCUGUGUUUGGCGGAUUCGCCGCUCAAUCGCUAGCACAGCGGAUUGAGGCUGCACGGCCACGAGCCAUCAUGACCGCCUCGUGCGGGAUUGAGGGCUCCAAGGGCCCAGUGUCAUACCGGCCUUUGGUGGAAGGCGCGGUUGCAGCUAGCAAGUUUCAACCAAGCAAGGUUAUUGUCUGGCAGCGUGAUCAACUACGCUGGAAUCGUCCCGAUAAGCUCGGUGGCCAGCGGAACUGGCAGCGACUAGUCAAAAGUGCUCGCAUGCGUGGCAUUCGGGCCGGACCGGUGCCCGUCAAAAGUACAGACGGACUGUAUAUCAUAUAUACCAGUGGUACUACAGGAUUGCCGAAGGGUGUGCUCCGAGAAGCUGGUGGUCAUGCAGUCGGGCUUGAGCUAUCGAUUCGUUCCCUAUUUGGCAUCAGGGGACCCGGUGAUGUAAUGUUCUGCGCAUCAGACAUAGGAUGGGUCGUUGGGCAUUCAUACAUAUUAUAUGCCCCGCUGCUGGUCGGUGCGACUACAGUCCUCUUCGAGGGUAAGCCCGUCGGGACGCCCGAUGCAGGUACAUUCUGGCGUAUUGUUGAGAAACAUGCAGUCAAUGUACUAUUUACAGCACCAACAGCCAUGCGAGCCAUCCGCAAAGAUGAUCCAAACGACGAUCUUAUUAAAGACAUUGGACAGCGUGGAGGCCUCAAAUCACUCAGGGCACUCUUCCUCGCUGGCGAACGUAGUGAGCCCAGUAUUGUGCGCGCAUACCAAGAUCUUUUGACGCAGUUUGCUGCGCCGAAGGCCAUGGUUGUGGAUAACUGGUGGUCUUCAGAAUCUGGAUCCCCAAUUACUGGGCUGGCACUAAACAGCCAAGCUGCUGCUCCCACCGGAUCACCAGCUGUGACUGACCGUCCACUUGCCGUUCGGCCUGGCUCAGCAGGGUUACCCAUGCCAGGAUUUGAUGUACGUAUUGUCGAUGAUGAAGGUAAUGAGGUUCCCCGUGGAACGAUGGGUAAUAUCGUCAUGGCUAUUCCAUUAGCGCCAACGGCAUUCACUAGUCUCUUCGAAGAUGAAGAGAGAUUCUAUAAGGGAUACUUAAAACGAUUUGAUGGUCGAUGGGUAGACACCGGAGAUGCCGGUCUAAUUGAUGAAGAUGGUUAUGUGCACAUCAUGUCUCGAUCAGACGACAUCAUCAACGUCGCUGCCCACCGCUUCAGCACAGGCGCCAUCGAGCAAGCAAUCCUGGCACACCCCUCUAUCAGCGAAGCUAGUGUUGUAGGUAUCCCAGACUCACUCAAGGGACAUCUCCCCUUCGCAUUCGUUCAACCCCGCGCAAGUGCCGAGUACCUAGAUCCUUUACCAGCGAUACCCUCGCCCCAGUUGUUCAAGGAAGUCAACGCACUUGUCCGCGAGCAGAUUGGUGCCAUUGCCUCUUUAGGGGGUAUGAUUCAGGGUCGAGGGAUGAUUCCCAAGACUCGGAGUGGGAAAACACUACGACGAGUCUUGCGUCAGUUGUUAGAACAUGGGGUGGAAGGCCAGUAUGAUGCAUCGGUUAGCGUGCCGCCGACUGUUGAAGAUGCGGAAGUGGUGGAGAUUGCGAGGGCAAAGGUUAGAGAGUACUUUGAGAAGAAGACGAAGGCCAAGCUCUAG
Molecule: messenger RNA, 2079 nt
Organism: Penicillium angulare
Lineage: Eukaryota; Fungi; Ascomycota; Eurotiomycetes; Eurotiales; Aspergillaceae
Product: putative acyl-CoA synthetase
Exons: 3
Coding region: 1-2079 (692 amino acids)
Source: RefSeq, a predicted model, not a curated record